Molecule: messenger RNA, 3978 nt
Organism: Urocitellus parryii (Arctic ground squirrel)
Lineage: Eukaryota; Metazoa; Chordata; Mammalia; Rodentia; Sciuridae
Gene: Lmbrd2
Product: LMBR1 domain containing 2
Biological process (GO): adrenergic receptor signaling pathway
Cellular component (GO): membrane
Source: RefSeq, a predicted model, not a curated record
CUGACUGGGAAAUGUCAGCUGCUUGACUGUGGACGAGUUUUCCUUUCCCGGGAAUCCGAAGGCCUUCUGGUGACCGCCACCGCCGUCGCCUGUGCUCGUGGGUCUCAGACCCUGGACGGCUGUGGCGGACGUGGAGCUUCCCUGUCUUUUCCAGACGCUGUCUGGCGAGAUCGGACGUGAAGAGAUAUGGUUCAGAAGCACACAUGAAUAACUUUGGUUCAUCAGAGUGAACAUUCAAUAAUGAGUGGUGCAGCUUUGGGACUCGAGAUUGUUUUUGUCUUUUUUCUGGCAUUAUUCCUACUUCAUCGAUACGGAGACUUUAAGAAACAGCAUAGACUUGUAAUUGUUGGAACACUGCUUGCUUGGUAUCUCUGCUUUCUUAUCRUCUUCAUACUGCCUCUGGAUGUUAGUACGACAAUAUACAACCGGUGCAGGCAUGCCGCUGCAAAUUCCAGCCCUCCUGAAAAUAACAGUACAGCAGUUGUUACCCCAGUUCCAAGCCAACAUCCAUGUUUUAAGCCAUGGAGUUACAUUCCUGAUGGAAUCAUGCCAAUUUUCUGGAGGGUAGUAUAUUGGACAUCACAAUUUUUAACAUGGAUUCUCUUACCUUUCAUGCAGUCAUAUGCAAGAUCUGGAGGGUUUUCUAUCACUGGAAAAAUAAAAACUGCACUGAUUGAGAAUGCAAUCUAUUAUGGCACCUAUUUGCUGAUUUUUGGGGCAUUUUUAAUUUAUGUAGCUGUAAACCCACGUUUACAUUUAGAAUGGAACCAACUUCAGACAAUUGGAAUAGCUGCUGCCAAUACAUGGGGUCUAUUUCUUCUUGUGUUGUUGUUGGGGUAUGGCUUGGUGGAAAUUCCUCGGUCAUAUUGGAAUGGAGCUAAAAGGGGUUAUCUACUUAUGAAAACUUAUUUCAAAGCAGCCAAACUGAUGACAGAGAAAGCAGAUGCAGAAGAGAAUUUGGAAGAUGUUAUGGAGGAGGUUCGUAAAGUGAAUGAAAGCAUCAAGUAUAACCACCCAUUGAGAAAAUGUGUUGAUACAAUACUUAAAAAGUGUCCUACAGAGUAUCAGGAAAAAAUGGGUAGGAACAUGGAUGAUUAUGAAGAUUUUGAUGAAAAGCGUAAUACCUAUCCAAGUGAAAAGACUCUGGUAAAAUUACAUAAACAGGUGAUUUAUUCAGUUCAGAGGCACCGUCGAACUCAAGUACAAUGGCAGAUACUCUUGGAACAGGCAUUUUAUCUAGAAGAUGUAGCGAAAAAUGAAACUAGUGCAACUCAUCAGUUUGUUCACACCUUUCAAUCACCAGAGCCUGAAAAUCGAUUUAUCCAGUAUUUUUAUAAUCCUACAGUUGAAUGGUACUGGGAAUGUCUUUUGCGACCAUGGUUUUACAGGAUACUUGCUGUGGUUUUGUCUAUCUUCUCUGUGAUUGUUGUGUGGUCAGAGUGCACAUUCUUUAGCACAACUCCUGUCUUAUCCCUCUUUGCAGUCUUCAUACAGCUGGCAGAAAGAACUUACAAUUAUAUUUAUAUUGAGAUUGCUUGCUUUCUGUCUAUCUUCUUCCUAAGUAUCUGUGUUUAUUCUACUGUAUUUAGGAUUCGUGUAUUUAACUAUUAUUACUUGGCUUCACAUCACCAGACUGAUGCGUACAGUCUUCUUUUCAGUGGCAUGUUAUUUUGCCGCUUGACUCCUCCUUUAUGUCUUAAUUUCUUGGGUCUGACCCAUAUGGAUUCAUCCAUCUCUCACAAGAAUACUCAACCAACUGCUUAUACAUCUAUUAUGGGUUCCAUGAAAGUUUUAUCCUUUAUUGCAGAUGGAUUCUAUAUAUAUUAUCCUAUGUUAGUGGUAAUUCUCUGCAUUGCUACUUAUUUUAGUUUGGGAACCCGUUGUUUGAAUCUGCUUGGUUUCCAGCAGUUCAUGGGUGAUAAUGAUAUGACAUCAGAUUUAGUUGAUGAAGGAAAAGAAUUAAUCAGACGAGAAAAGAGAAAAAGGCAAAGGCAAGAAGAAGGUGAAAAUCGAAGAAGAGAAUGGAAAGAACGUUAUGGACAUAAUAGAGAAGAUUCCACUAGAAACAGAAAUGUUCAUCCUGACCCAAAAGAGUCAAAUUUCUCAGAUAUCAAUACCAAUUGGUCAUCCAAAUAUACCAGAGCUAAUAAUAAAACUGAAAGGGACCGAAUAGAACUUCUCCAAGAUGCAGAACCUUUGGAUUUUAAUGCAGAAACAUUCACUGAUGAUCCUCUUGAAUCUGAAUCAGGAAGGUAUCAACCUGGUGGACGAUAUCUCUCAAUGUCUUCCAGCAUAAUAUUUGAUGAUGUCUAAAGUCUGGAAAAAUUCAUGCAAUGACUAAUGAAGGUCAAAACAUAAGUUCAGUCUUUAUGAACAUCUCUGUGCCACAGAAUUUCCUCUGUACUCUCAGUGAAAUGUCAGAACAACAAAAAGGCACUGAGAAUUAAUUAYAUCUUAGUAAUAAUAGUUUAUUGUUCCCUGAGUUAGAGUAUCAUCUUUUCUAUUAGGAUUUAUUGCACCAUUCCCUAAGUGUCUGCCUUAGUAAUASGGUCACAAUAGAAGGAUUUAAUUCAUGAUAAAGAUCAGUAUAUGUUGAGAACAUGUAAUCCAGUUUGUUUCAGUUAUUUUUUUUUUCAGGAGAGUUAUAUUAAAGGUCCAAGAAAGCCAUAGGUCAUACUAAAUAAUAUUAUACACUUUUAUUAUUGUGAUUAUAUUUUUGCUGUUUCUAAAAAGUAUGUUCAACCUAUAUUUCCCAAAGAAAUAUAAAUGAGUGGAGACCUCAGAUAAUAACCAUAUUCUCAAAACUUAUGUCUUAAAAUAAGACUUGCUUAUCAGACAUAACUGAAUGUAAAAAAGCUCUUUUUCAAGGCUGUGUGUAAAUUAGUGGAGGUUUUUGCAUGUAAACUAAAAUUAUAAUUCAACUGAUAGCAUUAGUGUCUUUAGGAUGUAUACUCUAAUCAAGUAACACAGUAUUCUUUCAGUCCUUGUAGUAAAUGGAAUUUUUUAUGCUUUUGGUWUUCCUCUGUAAAACAAUUUCGUUUAAGAGAGAAAUUUUUACUUUUAGCAUUUAGUAUAUUGAUUUCAGUGUUGAUUAUUCCAUUGAAGGAGACAUUCUAAGCAUUAAUGGUGAAUAGUUUUAUUUUUUUUUAAUAACCAAAGAGUUCCAAAAAUUCUUUCAUGUUUAAAGUUGCCUGUUUACACUUUUUAAAAAGAAAAAUCUGGUUAUUCAAAGGUUAAGAAAUGAAUCCAUUUACUUUUAUUGCUAGCACUUAAAUUGUGGUUUAUAGAAAACAGAAAACUGAAUUAGAAUGAAAAUGUAAAAUAAUAACUUGUUGGUUAAACAUGCUUAUUAUUUUCAAUUGCUUGUUUUAAUCUUUUUGUUUAAGUCAAAGUUAGAUAUUUCUUUUAAAACAUCAUAGCUUUAUUGCAAAGUGAACAUGAUUAAAUGUAACAUGCUUGGCAGAGAAGUUUUUGUGGCACUGAAAUAUUUGUACAAUAUUUCAAAUCCCAUGCUAUAUUUGAUGACCAUACUUGAGCUUGCCCAGAUCAAGUUUCAGUUUAAUACCUAUUAUCCUUGUAAUUAUUACUUUCACUCUCAGCUGUGUCCAUUUGAAGAUGAAUUAUAUGGUCAUCCUAAUAAUGUGCUCUGUUUCUUGAAGCUAAUCUUUUCUUGAGUCAUAAAUUUAAAAUUUUCAUUUCUCUCUUUAAUGAGUGUUAUCAUGUAAUGUUUUAAAGACAGUUCUAUGCAGGUACUGAAAAAAAUAGUGCAUCAUCCUAAUUAUCUGAUUUUUUUUAAUCUUUGUGUUUUUAUAAUCUUUGAUAUUUGGUCCCUUUAAAAUAAUUAUCAGUGGAUAUAUUUACUAUUGAUUGAAGGUCAUAGAGACUGCUUAUUUGAGGAUACCUAUACCUAUACCUUUUUUUGGGGUGGAGGGGUUACCAGGAAUUGAACUCAGGGGUACUCAACCACUGAGCCACAUC